GAAAGGGCGAAAAGGCCGAGAAGGAAAGACCGGAGGGGGAAAAAGGGUUGCAGCUGAAGUGGAUACCGUCAGGGGCAGGGGGGAGGAAGGCGAUGGGGGUGCAUGGGAUGGGGGAGGGAGCCGGAGUGGCGUGCAGGCUGUGCAAGGAGGGGUACGAUGAGAGUCGCUUCUACGUCGCCUGCAACUUCUGCGAUUCCUGGUUUCACGGUGACACACUGCAAUUAGACGAGCAGUUGGACAUUCCGAUCCUGCUCUACCUCAAGUGCAACCGCUGCCGUAAGAUCGCCAACAAGCUGCAUCCCUGCCGUCCAAACCACGUGGAUCCCCUUGAUUGGCCGCCACAUGGCACUGCUGCCGCUGCUCUCGACGAAACACCAGCAGAAGUGGCAGCAGGAGGAGCAGGGGCGGGGGGAGGAGCAGGAGGGAAAGGGGCGGGAGGAGGGGCGGGAGGAGGGGCAGGUAAGGGAGGGAAACGGGGAGGAGGUGCAAAGGGAGGCGGGAAGAGAAAGAGCAGCAGAGGCGCUGGGACUGUGGAGCAAUCACCUGCCUAUCCUGCUCAUGUUGGUGCUGGGGGGACAAUGGGUCAAGCCACCACAGCAACAGUGACUGCAGGGAACGGGGCAGCACCGGGUGUGAUUAUAACGACAGAGAACAUUGACCCGGAUUCGUUCUUCGACUCGCAAUUGACUGGAACAGGGGUUGGGAUGGGUGAGGAUGGGAUGGGCGGGGAUGGGAUGGGUAUGGCUGGUGCCGCGGCCGCAGGAGGGGAAGCAUGGGGCGGAGGAGGAGGGGGGGGCGGGAGAGUGGGGGAAGCGUGGGGAGGAGGAGGGGGAGGGGGAGCGGAUGUGGUGGAGGGUGGUGAGGAUGGGUGGGCUCUGUUCCAGGUGGACUUUCAGGUGGAUUGUCAGGUGGAUUGCCUGGUGGAUUGUCAGGUGCAUUCCCAGGUGGUUUUCCAGGUGGCAAUCUUCCUGCAGCAACAACAGCAGGUGGAGGCAGCAGAGGAGGAAGUGGGAAAGGAGGAAGAGGAGGGGCAGGAUUAA
Messenger RNA from Closterium sp. Naga37s-1, 1040 nucleotides. The record is from the annotation of a GenBank genome assembly. Lineage: Eukaryota; Viridiplantae; Streptophyta; Zygnematophyceae; Desmidiales; Closteriaceae.